AUGACUAUCACUAGCAUUUUAGAGUUACCUAUAGAAAUAGUAGAGAAAAUUAUUGAUUUAGUUGAUGAUAGAAAUUCUUUGUUAGGAUUAGCAACAAUUACUCAUUUAAAAGAUAUAAUUUACAAAAGGUUAUUUCCAAAAUUAAAUAUUUUACAUAACCGCAAUGAUAGUAUUCAUGGUAAAUUCAUUUCAUUUUACUGUAUAUCAAAAUUCCUUAAUUUCUUAGAUGACUCUAAUAACUAUGUUCCAAAUGAAAUUUUAACAAAUAUCGAUACAUUGUAUGAAUUGUUUGAAAUUAAACAUAUAAAUUUUAAAGAUACAAAAAUCAACUUAAUUAUUCAUCCUUAUCAUACAAUUGAAGAUUUAGAAUUCUCAUUUAAAAAUUUCAAAAUAAAUUCAAUUAUAUUAAAACCUGAUUUUGAUUAUCAAUUAACUGGGAAACACUAUGAUAAGACACUUUAUUUGUCUCAAUUGGAAAAUGAAAAUUUUCGAAAGCUUACUUUUCCAGACACUUUGGAAAAGUUCGACAUGGGAUAUAAUAAUUUAUUUUUGAGAAAUCUGCCACAUUCAUUACGUGAGUUAAAUUUAACAGAAAUCGAUGAUUUGAAUUCAAUUAAAUUACCUUUAUCAUUAAGAUCAUUAUCCUUAACAGAUUGUAAGAUAAGAGGGGUUAUGUUAGAUUUGAGUUAUCUUUAUCGAUUGAAGAAUUUUGAGUCACAGAAAACAUAUCGUGUUGAAAAUGAUUUAUCAUCAAAAAAAUUGAAACUACCAUUGUCAAUAGAAUCAAUCUGUUUGCUUGUUUGUGAUUUUCGAAGUUUGAAUAAUUUAAGUGAUUACAAAAAUUUGAAAGUUUUUAAACUCAAGCGUUGUGGUGGAUCAAUUUUAUUGUUUAACACAAUAUUACCUCAUAAUUUAGAGCGAUUGCAGAUUGAAUCUAUUUAUCAAGGCUCAGUUAGGUUUCGUGAUAUUAUGUCACAUGGUGAGGCAAUGAAUUUGAGUAAUGUUACUAUAAAGUACCCGCCAGAAGAUCAACCCGAAGCAGACUUAUGGUAUGAAAUCAAUGGGGGAAAUAUUUUUCCUUCAAGUAUAAGAAUUCUAAAAUUGACUGACAUUGCUUGUCUUGAACUUGACUUCCAGUUGAAUUUACCUAAUUUAGAAGAACUUGAGCUCAGUUAUGCUCGUCAUUGCGAUAUACAUAAUUUAAUAAAUGAAAACUUAGUUAAUUUGAGAAAAUUGACUGUUCGUUGUUGUUCUACCAUUACAAAGCUUAUCAAAUUUCCUAAAAAUUUAGAAUACAUAAGUCUUCAAGAUUAUAGUAUAGAUCCAUUUAUACCAUUAACUUUUAUACAUUUGGAUAGGCUUGAGCAUUUAAUUAUCAGGGAUUAUCCUGAAACUGUUGACGAAGAUCCUGUAACUGUUAGUGAUAAUCAUUCAACUAGUAUUACUGAACAAAUAGCUCCAAAUUUAAAAAUACUUGAUAUUUCAUUUGAUGUGAAUAAACUAUGUCAUCAAAAAAAUUUAGAGAAAUUGAUUUUAACAACAUCAGCAAAAGCAGAUGAUAUAUAUAUCAAUAAUUUAAAAAGUCUUAAACUAACAAUUAAAGCUGUUCAUCAUUUAAAUAAAUCAUCCAAAUUUUUAGAUUACAAGUUUGAUUCAUGUUACUUUUUAAGAGAAUUAAUAUUACGUCUUGAAAUUGAUAAUAUUUCAAAUUUAACUUUUCCUGAUACUGUUGAAAUUCUUGAUAUUACCUGUAAAUUUAGUGUUACAAAAAUGAAUGAAGAUGAUUUGCAGAAAGAUCUUUAUAAUAUAUCAAAUUGUCACAAUUUAAAAAAUUUUAAAUUAAAAUUUUGUAAUAUAGAAUAUUUUAAUUUUGAUAAUUUACCAAAAAAUUUAGAAGAUUUAUCAAUUACUUAUUCCAAAUUAAAAUCAAUUCAUGGUUCAUUAAAAAGUUUAACUAAGCUAAAGUCACUUAAUUUAAAAUCAAAUAAAAUUAAUAAUAGAGGACUCAAAAGUUGUCUAUUUUCAUCUCCAAAUAUAGAAAUUAUUUAUUUGAAUGGUAAUUUUAUUAAUAACCUUGAUUGUGUUAGAGUUGAAAGUUGUCCAAGAUUAAUUGAAUUGAAUUUAAAAAUGGACUCACGUGUUAAUUUAUAUAUUACUGAUGAAUUUGAAGAAGAAUUAAAAUUAACUUGUCCAAGAUUAAGUUUUAUUAGAGGUUAUAAAAAAAUAAAUAAAAAGAGUCGUAUUGUUUAUGGUAGUAAUUAUUAG
This is a messenger RNA of Lodderomyces pseudojiufengensis, 2265 nucleotides long. RefSeq lists its product as uncharacterized. The record is from RefSeq and is a predicted model, not a curated record. NCBI's taxonomy places the organism in Eukaryota, Fungi, Ascomycota, Pichiomycetes, Serinales, Debaryomycetaceae. The coding region runs from base 1 to 2265 and encodes 754 amino acids. The transcript has a single exon.